Molecule: messenger RNA, 3246 nt
Organism: Jaminaea rosea
Lineage: Eukaryota; Fungi; Basidiomycota; Exobasidiomycetes; Microstromatales
Product: ARM repeat-containing protein
Exons: 4
Coding region: 225-3146 (973 amino acids)
Biological process (GO): protein import into nucleus
Cellular component (GO): cytoplasm; nuclear membrane
Molecular function (GO): small GTPase binding
Source: RefSeq, a predicted model, not a curated record
AGACGACUCGACGUCGACCAAAUCACCACCACACCAUCACCUCCAGCAUCCCUCGUGAACCCCAUCGCAUCGGCAUUGCAUCCUCUCAUAGAUACCACAGUGUACAUCAACCAGCCCCUUGACGGCAUUUGCGUACAACACAGCGCCCUCCCUCGUCUCUCAUCACCUCUCAACUGCUUCCCUUGCCCUCAUUCUUUCUCACCUCGCCUCCGCCGCCUGCCAUCAUGGCAGAUUCGGCUUCACCGCAGUCUGCCGCUGCCCUUCAGGCAGUGAUGCAGGCGCUCGAGUCUUUGUACAAGAACCCGGAUAAGCAGGCAAAGGACGAGGCAAAUGCGUGGCUGCAAGACUUUCAAAAGACUCCAGAGGCAUGGCAGACAGCCAAUUCGUUGCUUCUCGCGCAAGAUCUUCCUCUUGAGCCGCGCUUGUUUGCUGCGCAGACGUUUAGGACAAAGACAACAUUCGACCUCGACCAGGUGCCCGCCGAAUCACGGCAGUCCCUCCGCGAUACCCUUCUUACAGCCCUUGCAGCCUACUCGUCCGGCCCUCGUGUCGUGCAGACACAGCUAUGCCUCACUUUGGCGGGCUUAGCUAUCCAGAUGACGGAGGAAGAGUGGCCAGAGGUAGUAAAGGGCAUGACGGCGAGAUUCGGCAGCGACCCGGCGAGCGUGGGGGUCUUGCUCGAAUUCUUGACGGUUCUACCAGAGGAGGUGACGACAAACUCAAGGAUACCAGUGGAGAACGAGCAUUUCAAUGCGAGGAUCAAGACGCUGCUGACAAGUCAGGCUGAUGAGAUUAUGAGGCUGUUGACGAUGUACAUUCAAGCGCCUGGCAUCACACCGCAGAUUCAAUCCUCCAUCUUCCAAUGCUUACGUAGCUGGCUCAAGACGGGCGAGAUUACAGCUCAGCAGAUUGCGGAGACUCCCCUCUUCCAGUUUUCCUUCGACGCUCUGCGCUCAGACGACCUCUUCGACGUAGCAGUCGACGUCGUCUGCGACCUCAUUCAUGAGACGCAGGAGCUCCAGGAGAACCAAGCAGUCAUCGGACAGAUCGUGCAGAGGUUGCUGCCGAUGAGACAGGAGCUGGCGCAGGCGGGCGACGAUGAGGACAAAGUGAGAGGGAUCUGCCGCAUGUUUGCGCAGGCGGGAGAGACGUACCACACGCUUCUGCAUCGACAUCAAGACGACUUUUUCCCCAUCGUCGAAGUACUCAUCGAGUGCGCAACAUACCACGAGCUGGAGAUCGUGCAGAUCACUUUCCGUUUCUGGUACUUGCUCGCUGCCGGGCUGGGAAAGCGCAAGGAGGAUCCGAGCAUUGCGCCAUUCCUACAAGUCUAUGCUCGCCUCUUGGAUAUCAUCAUCGGGCAUCUGCGCUUUCCCGACAAUGAGAACGCUCAGACGGCAGCGGAGCGCGAUGAGUUCCGCUCAUUCAGGCACUACAUGGGCGACACGCUCAAGGAUUGCUGCUACGUGCUGGGCUUCAAGGACUGUCUAGGUCGCUCGUUGCAAAUGAUCCAGGACAUUGUCUCAACAGCUCAGUCGGCGGGACAAGAGCCAAGGUGGCAGGACGUAGAGGCUCCGCUUUUCUCGAUGAGGGCAAUGGGCACCGAGGCGAGGCCAGAUGGGCAGGAUGAGGUAGUGGGCACGAUUAUUGAUAUCAUCCCGAAUCUCCCGGCGCAUCCUCGCAUGCGUUACGCCGGACUGCUCGUCAUCUCACGAUAUACUGAGUGGGUCGACGUCCACCCGGACAGGAUACCAGCGCUGCUCAGCUACAUCAGUGCGGGGCUAGAGAGCGAGGGCGACGUGGCGGCAGCAGCGGGGCAAGCGAUGAGCUACCUAUGCCAGGACUGCAGACGACAUCUCGUCCCGUACUUGCCGCAACUCUACGCCUUCCUCGGGUCGGUAGGAGACCGCCUUGAGCCGGAUGACCUCAUCACCAUGGGCGAGGGCAUCGGCCACAUAGUCUCGACGAUGCCUUCCCAAGAAGCUACAGCAGCCAUGAUGCAAUUCUCCACACCCUGCCUAGAGCUCAUUGCGCAAGUUGCCAAUUUGGGGGAAGCCAGCCGCCAGGACUUGAAGAAGGCCAACAUUCGUAUUGAUAUGCUGGAACGCUUCUUGCUCAUCAUCGGCGACCGAUUCGUGGGCACAUUCGACGAGGCAGCCUGCAGCAAGACGGUGGGGGAUGCAUACCAGAUCAUUGAUGGGCUUCUGGCGAAACAUGGCAGCGCGUAUUGGAUUCAUCAGUCGAGCGUCAAUCUCUUCAGAAGGGCAACCAUCUUCUUUGGCCCGCUGGUACUGCCCGUGCUCCCAUCGCUGCUCGAGAGAGUUUCGGACUUGUUCCAGGCCACGGGCUUCUCAGGGUACCUGUGGAUCAUAGGGCGGAUGGUGGACGGUUUUGCGGGAACAGGCGAUGACCGCUUCAAGGCGGCUGUACAGAGCGCGUACGAGAAGGCCAGCAGUAAGGUCCUGCAAGUUCUCGAGAACUCUAUGCCGAGGGAGGUGCCCGAUAUCAUUGAGGACUACGUCGACGUCUCAACCUCGCUCAUCUCAGAGCUCCCUUCAAUCCUCGUCCUCACCCCGAUCUUCCCCCACGCAUUCCGCACGGCGGUGACGGCGCUUAGCCUCGUCCAGCCGGAGAUCAUCGUGCGAGCCCUCGAGUUCAUCCGCAUUAUCAUCGGUCAUGACUCUCUGGCUUCAACGCCCACACCCUCACAACCUGGCACGCCACUGACCCUCGGCGUAGGGCAGAACGGCAACAGACCACACGGCGACGCCGAGGUAGCCGCGUACGCCACUGCGAUUCGCCGCGUCAUCUCGGACCAAGGCUUCCCGCUCGUGACUGCCCUGGUCGAGGGACUGGUUACCACCUUCCCUCCGGACCAGAUCCAGCUCGUCGUUACGCUCUUCCGCGUGCUGGUCAGUGGCUUCCCGCGGGAAUGCCUAGCAUGGAUCGGUCCCGCCGUGGAGGCUCUACCGAAUAAUGCUGUAGGCCAUGCAGCGAAAGUGAGGUUCGUAGAAGCCUUCAGCGCUGCUGUUCAAGAGGGCAAUUUGCAAAUGGUUAAGCGGGCAAUCACGGAGGAUUUGUACAGGGCGAGUAUCAAGAGUAGGGAGAGGAGUAGGGUCGAUAAUCGUGGAGAGGUGGAUCGUUGAGCUUUGUAGGGUGAGCGGUGAAGUGGAUGUGCUAAUGGGAAGGGAUGAGGACGGGCUCACGGCAGGCAGGCAGGCAGCAGGCGUCACAUGUGUAACCGGG